GUCACUUCUUCAACAUCAUCAGGCCAUCCUGGGACUCCCCAAGUUCAUCAUUUGGCUAUCACCGGGAAGCAUGUGCCUAUCAGCGGCCCGAUUCCGUGCCGCACGAUUUAUUUCGACUGGCCUGGCCUUCGCGUCAUUGGCCACCGCACUUCAGACUCCGACCAACGUGACCAAUGCGACAAACACAACACUAGAAAGCUCUCGAAGAGAUUGCACCCGACGCCCCCUGACGGUCACGCUAUGGCAAGAACUAGAGUUAGAUGAGUACAUGAGGGAUUAUACCGGCGGAAAAACUCUGAAACUGCAGGCAUAUGCGGAUGAAGUCAAUGUCACCAAUUUCAUAUGUGGGAUUGGGCAGACUUGUGAUGCAGGUCAACUUUGUAGCAGCGCGAUGGCCCCCGAUUGGUACAUUCUUGUAGCUACCCAAAAUUGGAAUAAAGUCAUGAAUAUGCUGUACACAUCCCUCUCAUUCGGAAUUGGUGCAAUGCAAGAUAUCGCGCCAACGAUGAUAAACGAUUUAUCACCCCCUAGCAGUCCAACACCAGUCGCGUCUGCUACAUGGUUGGCGCUUGUCGCCUCAUUCUCAGGAGCCCUUCCAGGGAUGGUUUUUCCCGGGAUGUGGGUUUGGAUUUGGGUAUUCCUACAAGGGUUACUUUAUACCACUGCAUCAGAAUUGUGGUUCUGGCAAAACGUAAUCAGAGCUCCACCAGAUGUGAGGAGUGGGUACACAAGGUGGAUAGAGUUCGCCUGGAUGCUAUCAAAACUUGAAGAUAAAUCUCAAGAAAAGCUGAGUAACUAUACCAAGGGGGUCCUUCAGGCUGGUAUUAGCACAGAGGAAGGGAUGUACGGAGUUCUUAAAAAUGGCGCGUUCCUUCAAAAAACCAUCGAAAAAACUCAAUACAAGCUUCAAGCUUCUUUUGAGGCAGUCAUUAAAUUAAGGCUUCUGGCAGCCAUUUUGAAAGCUCAGAGUGUUUUCAUCAUUCGAAAUAGCGAUCCAUGUACGCAAUCAGGGCCGAACGGGGAAUUUGAAGGCAAAGGAGUGUUGUCCUACUGUGGCCCCGAUAAAGUAAUGAUGAAUAUAGUGAAAGCCAAGGGGACUAAGACGCAUAGGAAAGUUUAUGGCGCCUCGCUGAUUGAAUCGAAGUAUGGCUUUACUGUAGAGUUCUUAACAACUUCCGCAUGGAAAUGUCAAACAAAAUACGGAGGUUACGAGCAUGACCCAUACACUAAUAGCACACUUCCAACGGACAUAAACGCAGAUUGUCUGUUCAAUUUACCGGUAUGUGACUGUGGUUCACCAGCGGUCUCGACAAGGAGGAAAAAAGGGGUUCGAACAGUCAAGGCUUGCAUGAAAGCAGGAGUUCCUAUCCAUCAUUCCGGUCCACAAUUUACCUGAUGUAUUAUACGCAAUGAGAUCAAGUGGAAAUAAUCUCUGUUAGCUACAACUUCAUGCUUGAAUUUGCUAACCUUGGGAUUUCUUUCACACCUCUUUCACACCUUGUCUGAUCAUAAGAACUUUUUGCUUGUUUCAAUAAAUGGGAAUGCCAUUCUACUCUAGCUGUUUGGCGCAGUUGAAUUUGUCUUGAUGAUCAGGGUUUGUGAUCCAUUCACUCACUUCGAAAAGAGUCCUCCCUUGUUUUUCUGUUCGGUUUCCCACCCAAAAAUAAUCUUGAAUCCAUGAAAGUGGACUUAUCCAGAUCAAAGUAGUGUGAAAAAUAUUCAUACAGCUUGUAGGGAGUUUUUUUUUUAAUCACACCUGUCUUGUCAAUGGGGCACUCCACACUUGGAAUGGGUAAAAGAGGAAAGAAAGGGAUGAAUGAUUAUUGUACCUUCAAGAGUUGAGAAGGGAAAGAAAAAAAACCAAACUCUCAUCUAUUGUUGUUAAUUAAAAGAGUGCUAAUG
This is a messenger RNA of Puccinia graminis f. sp. tritici CRL 75-36-700-3, 1902 nucleotides long. RefSeq lists its product as uncharacterized. The transcript has 13 exons. Lineage: Eukaryota; Fungi; Basidiomycota; Pucciniomycetes; Pucciniales; Pucciniaceae. The record is from RefSeq and is a predicted model, not a curated record. The coding region runs from base 71 to 1396 and encodes 441 amino acids.